Molecule: messenger RNA, 1722 nt
Organism: Nezara viridula (southern green stink bug)
Lineage: Eukaryota; Metazoa; Arthropoda; Insecta; Hemiptera; Pentatomidae
Source: the annotation of a GenBank genome assembly
GGCGACGCGCCCAAACUAAAGCAGCAACAGAUUUUGAGGAUUGUAAACAAUUGACAGGUGACGAUAUAAGAACAAUAUGAAAAGUGUUUAUUUCAAUGCAUUUGUAGGUACAGCUUCGGGUGUUUUCAAAGGAGUUACUGCAGUUGAAAAAUGUGAUUUGUAUGUUAAAAAUUUAGAUAGCUUGAAAUCAGCCACAAAUAAAAAUCCUAUCACCUCUAUGAAUUGGGGUGAUGGUUUUGAAGAAGAAGUAGUUAUUGGUUAUGGAUCCCAGCUUGUAAAAAUUUAUAAUUUGAAGACAAGAUCAUUUACUAUGGCUGAAGAAAAGAAAUGUGGGGAUGGAGCAAUAAUAGGAAUAAGUAGACGUAAUGGUGUUCUACUAACUGCUGUUGAAUCUGGAUUGGUUAAGUUAUGGAGAGAGGGUAGUGACCCACUUACAAUUAAUACUGGUGGAUCUUUAGAAAAAGUUAGACCCAGCCCUCACCAUUCUAAUAUUAUAGCUACUGGUGGGAAAGAAAAUGAUAUUAAGCUCUGGGAUACUCAAACUGGAGAACAAACAUUUUCUGCUAAAAACGUAAGACAUGAUGACUUAGAACUCAGAGUUCCUGUUUGGAUUACUGAUAUGGCUUUUAUUCUUAACACCAGAAAAGUUGCAGUAACUACUCGUCAUGGUUAUGUAAGGUUAUACGAUCCAUCCACCUGCACAAGAAGACCUGUUGUUAGUGUCCAAGUACCUGAACAGGCCUUGACUUGUAUUUCUUGUUCCAGUAAAGAACAUCAUGUGAUAGUUGGAAGUGGCAGUGGACAAAUGAAUCUUGUUGAUUUACGUAGUCGAGGUCUUGUGAUGAACAAGUAUAAGGGAUUUGUUGGUGGAAUUAAAGCUAUUGCAUGUUCUGAAGAAGAACCUUAUAUUGCAUCUGUCAGUUUGGAUAGACAUUUUAGGGUUCAUCAUCUUUAUACAAAAGAACUUCUUCUCAAAGAAUACAUGCAGUCGAAAUUGACCUGUUUGUUGGUUCGAUCGAAUUUUGAUUUAACAGAACCAGAAAGGGAAGAGUCAGGAGAAAGCGGCGAAGAACGUGAUAAAACAAAAGAAGAAGAGAAAGAAAAAGAAGAGAGUAGUAGUAGUGAUGAAGCUGAGGAAAUCUUUAAAAAUAUGCCCACAGUUGGUGAAAAAAGACCGAAAGGAACUAACUUAGGGAAAAAAAAACAUAAAUCAUAAUCAUUUUGGGCAAGUUGCUGAAUCACACCCACCCUUGUUCAUUUCUGUUUUAUGUUCUUGUUUCAUUUUUUGUAGUUAUUUAUUUUGUGUUAACUGUUAUAAUAGUAUAUUUUUUAUAUUAUAUAAAUAAAUUUAACAUGUUUUACACAAACAAAAAAUAACAAAAUGAAAAAUUAAAGUAAUAUAAAUGUUUAACAUUUUAAAGUUCCUACUUGUAAUUAUUCAUAUUUUCACUGUACAAAUAAGUUGUUCAACUUGGUGAUAUGAAAUGCAUUGGGAAAUUUUUGACGUACUUCCAAUUGAUUUUGUGCAUUUUUCAAUAUAUAACUCUAUAAGAGUUAUGUGCUUUUAAAAAUUAUGUUUUGGCUGUGUGAAUUGAUCUAGCUAUCAUUUUUUUAAUCUUAAAAAAAAAGAUAUAUUUUUGGUGAUACAUUUGUUGAGAAAACUGGGUUUACUCAUUUAUAUAAUUGUUUUACUCCGUAAUGUAGUAUUCUUUUUUGGGGGGG